Messenger RNA from Elgaria multicarinata webbii, 2521 nucleotides. It is a transcript of the gene PARP9, whose product is annotated as poly(ADP-ribose) polymerase family member 9. The transcript is spliced from 9 exons. Gene Ontology annotation, biological process: negative regulation of gene expression; positive regulation of type II interferon-mediated signaling pathway; protein poly-ADP-ribosylation. The record is from RefSeq and is a predicted model, not a curated record. Lineage: Eukaryota; Metazoa; Chordata; Lepidosauria; Squamata; Anguidae. Bases 44 to 2398 code for a protein of 784 amino acids. Gene Ontology annotation, molecular function: NAD+-protein mono-ADP-ribosyltransferase activity; transcription corepressor activity; ubiquitin-like protein ligase binding. Gene Ontology annotation, cellular component: cytoplasm; nucleus.
UUCCAGUUCUGAGACCACCCAAAAUGACAACGCAGAAAUCGGGAUGCCAACAGAUGAGGAAAUGUUAUCCAUUCCCAUCAGUAACAGUGUUUAUGCAAUUCUUAAGAGAAGAGAAAACUACCUGUGUAGUCUGCUUCAGAAGAAGUUUGGCUGCAUCACUGUCCUUAAGAGCGUAAGGAAUCCCACUGAAGUGUAUAGGAAGAGCCUGAAGGAAGGAAUUGAAGUUUCAGUCUGGGUAGAUGAUCUGCCAAGGCAUGAGGCUGAUGCUUUGGUGAAUGCAGCCAAUGAGCACCUCCACCAUUUUGGGGGCCUUGCAUUUGCCCUUCUAAAAGCUGGAGGACCAGAAAUUGAGGAGCAGUGCAAGCAUUUCAUUGAAAAGAAUGGACCACUCAGCACUGGCCAAAUAGCUGUGACUAGUGGAGGAAGGCUCCAUUGCAAGCAAGUCAUCCAUGCAGUAGGUCCAAGGUGGUCCAAAGAUCAGAGGGAGGAUUGUUGCCUGAAACUUGAAGCAGCCAUUAUCAAUAUCUUGAAAUAUGUGAAUGCUCCAGAAAACAACAUCAAGUCCGUGGCCAUUCCUGCCUUGAGCUCAGGGAUCUUCAACUUCCCGCAGAACUUGUGUGCUCAAGUGAUUGUUCGGACUAUAAAGAAUUUUAUCCAGCUAGCUCCACUAUUUGGCUACUUGCAAGAAAUCCACCUUGUGAACAUUGAUGAGACGACCGUUGAAGUCAUGAGAAGGGCUUGUGAAGAAUUGCUUGGCGCUGAUGACAUUGAGCCUCUGAAUGGGACUGUGGAUUCCAUCACAGUCAAUGAACUCUGCCUACAGAUCAAAAAAGGGAACAUAGAAACGCAUAAUGCUGCCAUUGUUAUUAACCCUGUGAUUGUGCAAGAUGAUCUCUCCCAAGGAACUAUUUCAAGAGCGAUUCUGGAAAAAGCAGGUCCAACUAUGCAGGAGCAAUUUCUGUUUGAGUUACAGAAGUUUCCACCAGACAGUCCCAAACUCAUACUCACAAACGGAUAUAAUAUGGACUGCAACUUUGUGCUCCACGUGGUAUGGCCACCUUACAGGGAAGGCAGUGCACAGGAGGUACUGAAAGCAGCUGUUUCUCAGUGUCUUUUCAAGACUCAGGAGCAGCAGUUUUCAUCCAUUUCUUUUCCGCCCCUUGGGAUUGAAGAUUUGCACUUGCCAAAUCGUGAAGUGGCAGAGAUUAUGGUGGAAGAAGUCCUAUGCUUUGCAGAGGGGCAUCCUGGGAAGAAACUGGAUGUAUACAUUGUGAUUUCUCCAGACGACAGUGAUGUCUAUGAAGAUUUCUGUGCCAAGCUUAUGACAAUCAAAAACAAACUGGAAGAAAAGAUGGACUGCAGCAAUAUGGAUGCUAUGGAGCUACAGACUGACAUACAAGCCAAUGCAGGUUAUGAAAGAAAUGGGCCAUUUGUGGAACUUAUUGGACGCAGUCAUGAAACUCUGGAGGAAGCAGGAUUGUGGCUUAAGAACAUCAUACAAGUCGAGGAGACUCAUCGGAUUGUUAUAAGGAAUUACAGCAUUCUAAACCUUGGCAAUGGCCAGCCUGUUGAGCUGUCUCAUCUUCAGCAGCAUUUUGGCAUAACCAUACAAGAGAGUUUGACUGAAGAGGGGGCAGCCCUAGAGAUCGAAGGUCCCCCCCGAGCUGUGAUUGAUGCUACUUUUGCAGUCGAAUUCAUGCUACAGACUACAGCCAAGCAAGAACCCUUGAGGACAGAUGGACCUUUGGGAAACUGUCCUCAUCAAGAAGGGCAUGUGGAGACGUCAAGUAACUGUCGCUACCAAGUCACUCCAAUAGAGUCAUAUCUUCAAGAAUUCAAGUACAAAGAAAAACAACUUGAAAAAGCUGGCCUCCAAGUUCUCAAGAUCGAGAAAAUAAGUAAUCCUCUUUUAGAAUCCGCUUUCCAAAGGAUUAAAAGAAAAAUUGAAGGAAAAAAUACAGGAAUGCCAGUGUGCCACAGGCUAUACCAUCAUGUCCCAGCUCAGUAUUGUAGUCUGGUCUGCAAAGCUGGAUUUCAGAAAACCUACUCCGCUUCACAUGACCAGAAGUAUGGAGCUGGUAUCUACUUUAACAAGAAUCCCAGGAACCUUGUAGCAGAUUCCAGGGAAAAUUGUGAAAUGGACCGCUUGAUCUGUGUAUUUGAGGCAGAGGUUGUAACAGGUUCAUAUACAAGGGGCAAUCGACGCUAUGUAGCACCACCAUUAAUGAAUGCAAGCAGCAUGAAACUCUAUGACAGUGUCGUUGAUGAUAUUCUCAACCCUGAGACCUUCGUCAUUUUUAAUAGGGAGCAAGCUCUACCAUUAUAUCUGUUGACUUGUUCCCUACUUUGGAAUCCAGCACAAGAGAUCAGAUUGGGACCAUCAGCCCAGAAUCUAUGAGGCCUUGAAGUUCAUCAGAAUACAGGUGCUAGGUUCUGUGUAUAAAGAUUAAGUAACUUAUAUAUGGCAGUUCUCCAAUGCAGUGAAAAAUCUUGCCUCAUUACAACCCUGAAAUACCCUUAU